Messenger RNA from Desarmillaria tabescens, 829 nucleotides. RefSeq lists its product as uncharacterized. The transcript is spliced from 2 exons. The record is from RefSeq and is a predicted model, not a curated record. Lineage: Eukaryota; Fungi; Basidiomycota; Agaricomycetes; Agaricales; Physalacriaceae. The coding region runs from base 61 to 744 and encodes 227 amino acids.
CUUAAACAGAACAGUCAAGUAACGUCUUGAGCCACUUCAUUGUCAAAUUAUCCAAGUCGAAUGUCCUCAGUAUUGCCUCAAGAGAUCAUUGAUCAGAUCAUCGACUACAAUUAUUACGAUGAUGUCCCUACCCUCCAAGCUGCCUCCCUUGCGUCUCACUCACUUCUACCCUCGUGCAGAGUACAUCUUUUCUCUGAAGUUGUACUUGUACAUGAAUACGUCCUCGAUCCCGUCCUAGAUUUCGCACCGGACAUAACGGGAAGACUUUAUACGUGCAAGGAUUUUUUCUCUCUCCUAUCGGAGGCUCCGUGGAUUUCUAGCCUUGUCAAAACACUCGUCCUUCAUAAUUGGUACGAAGGUACCCGUCUCUUAGAAGACCCUCAUUACGCUAUUCUGCCAUCCAUUUUAUACUCGCUUACACACCUUCGUCACCUGGUUCUCAGCAAUGUACCACACCAGUCAUGGAAAGCAUUCAACGAGAGUCUUCGAGCAGCACUUAUCAAGACGCUUCCUCUUCUCACCCAGCUGGAUGUCGACUUCCUCUCCUUCGAAGAUCAUGCUGAAUUCAUUCAAGUUAUCCGGGAGGCGAAGUCGCUAAGACAUCUUUCCUACGUCAAUAUUACUACUACGAAUGUUUGGGAUCUUCAAAAUUCUAUCAUUGCGCCCACGCCUCAAAUUUGUCUUGAGUCACUCACCGUCUCAGGGAGGCCGUUACAUCCAACCCAUGUUAACACAUUUCUCUGACCUUGCUUUGAUCUCACACGCGUUCGCGAGUUGUCAAUAUCUUCUGACAGUCUCUUCGAGGACCAGGAGUCCUUGGAUGCUCUUC